AUGCUACUGAAGAUGGUGAUGUUAUCUUUACUUUUGCUGUUAUUGGCAAUUAAUUCUGCUUCGUCGGCCAAGAUAGCCGGUUUUGCAGCGGUUGGAGGGUCUGGAUACAUCAACAUGAGAAAUAUCAUGGAAGAACUGGCCUCUCGCGGCCAUGAGGUACACUAAAAUAAAUACAGAAUAUAUAUGUUGUGGUUCAAUUUUAUCCUUGGUUUAAAGUUUAUUUUUCAUUGUUUCAAUUAUCAUACAUUACCAUACCCAAAAACAAAGGGAAAGAAAAUUUAAACCAAGGACGAAAUUGAACCACACUUUGUGCUAUAUUUAAAGGACGCGAGCCUCAGAAAAAACCUUAUUUUCUAUAUCAGACGGACGCCUAACGGCUAACGUGGGUCUCGUGGGAGCUCGGUAGAUUUCAACUAGCUGGCUCAUAUGUCGAAAUCAAAUCACAAAUGCCUUCGAAGUUUUAACUUGAUUAGGCAGGGUUGCACGCUUAGAGGUAGAAGUUGAAUUUCGCGAACUUUGCUGUUAAUUCAUGAAAAAUUUUCCAAAGAUUUUACGAUUUUUGAAAAUCUUGUUGUCGUGACUGACCCAUCGCGAGGGCAACUCAUUAAAUAUUUGAAAUUAUUAUUAAAAAGUGACGGAUUUCACAUUGUAAUAAAACUCGAUAUUGCCCGGUUCUUUUUUUGCUAGUCAGCAUUUUCAGCAUAGAUCUUUCACUGCACAAAAAUAAUCAAACAGCUCAAAUAAUGCUUUUGCUACGGGGCGGCUGCGCGAUUGUAAAGGAGACUGUGACUGUGGACUGUGGACUGUGGACUGUGGACUGUGGACUACGGAUUGCUGACUAGGUAUAAUACGACAUCAGAUUUUGGCAGUAUUUCGGGCUUAAGGGGAAAUUUAAAACGGGAUAAAAGGAUUGCAAGUAAAUUUUAGGGAUUUAGGGAAAAUUUUAGACGGACUGAGGAAAACGUUCGCCAAGCACCUUUUUAUAGCGAUGUUUUUCAAAAGAUGCUGAUGCCAUUUUGCACCUGCUGUUAGUAUUAGCAUUGGACAUUUUUGAGGUUGCACGGAAGACUGCAGAGCGGGGGGGGGGGGCACUUUAGCAUGACUAUCUAAUUAAAUAUGCAUAUUUUGAUGAAAUGCUAUUUAGAACGAUUUGCUUCUAUCAAUGAUAGCAAAUGAACUUCAAAAUUGGAUGGCCUUAGCUUUUGUCACGUGACUUAUAAUUGAGAAUUAACAGUUAACAUAUUUAUUCUAAAAUGGGAAAAUGAUAUUAAGUUCUUUUUAGGUAUAUUUCAGAGGCUAUUAAAAAGGUUCUGAAAAAUUCACUUUGUGUGUAUGUUUACGUUACAUAGGAAUAGGUAAAUAAAGGGAAAGGGGUCACGUGACUUGUUAAUUUUUUAAACAUCUGAUAGGAUAAAUAACAUUUCCAAUCAUACAGGCCGAAUUUACGAUUUACACUGUUUAUGUAACAUUUUGGUGGUGAAAAUUCCUAAGAUUAAGGUUUUCAACCCUUCCCGUUUAGGAAACAGGCGUGUUUUGUGACGUCAUUGACGAAGCAAUGUCACGUUUUAUUUGAAAUCACGUUUUACGUGUUUUUUUUAUAUUGAGCCACAUUUCAGGAUCAUUGCUGGAAUCAAACCGGUUAAAAUAGCUUUUUACAAAAUAUUCAUAUUUAAUUAGGUAGUGCAAACAAGUUGUAUUAUGGGAGGUGCACAAAUGAUGAAUACAGAUAUUGUGUCAGGUCAGGAGUGGUCGUGCAGAUGCAAUGCAAAUGAUAAUCCUUCGGUAUUCAGUGUUAGUCACUACCAUGUGUAUUAUAUAGGUACUAUAUUGACGAAGAGGUGCAAAAGCCGUUUAAUGGGUUUAAAAACUGCGAUCCAAAGAGUGUUUUUUUUUAGCCAGCAAUUUGGCGUUAUUCGCGCCUUCCCUUCAAUAUUAUACCUAAUCUCGUGCCCAAAGGACCUGCUUGGUCACGCGCUACGUAUCGGAACGUUCUAGAUGCUGUGGGAAGGAGAUUGUAUUUUACUUGUUUUGUUUGCUGAAUUAUCAAUAUCUUAGGUCGCGCUCGUUGUUCCAUCCUCCCGUAAGUUGAAAACAACUGAUAGAUUGCCACUCAAGAGCCACAAGAUUUACCAAGUGCCAUACAAACCUGGCUUCGAGGAGGAGAUGAUUCGGCUUGAUAUAGAGGGACGCACUUUUCAGUUCUUCAUGAAAAUGAAUGAAGUAUUGUCUACGUUAUGCGAAAGCAUCUUGAACAGCACGGAAAUCCUAAAGGAACUAGAGGGUUUCGACUUGAUUAUUUAUGACGGCAUCAGCAAUGGUGCUUUAUUGAUCGGAGAGAAGUUCGAUAUUCCAAGGGUGGAGAUACUGCCCGACCCACCAAAUGUCCCAUUUGGCGGGUUCGCCCAUAUGAUUCCGAUGCCGGUGUCGUACGUUCCCCAGCUUAUCACCGAAUUUUCUAACGAGAUGACAUUUGUGGAGAGAGUACUCAAUUUAGGAGCAUAUUUGGUCUCUAAACUCGGAGUUAGUCUCCUCAGCUACAGAAAAAUGGACGCCUUAAAGGUUAAAUACAAUAUUAAACCUGAAAGAAGCUUCGAAGAAGCUCUUGCAGAUGCCAAAAUGGUUAUUAUCGGAGCAGAUUUUGCCGUGGAAUAUCCACAACCUCUUCUGCCAGGUAUGACAGCUUAUACGAAAAGCCUAAAGGAAAUUUAUCAUUAACCUAAGCCUAGGAGCCAGAGCUAAAUGUUGUUCAAGUGCUCCUCAGGAAUUUUUUGCUCCCCUAAAUUGAAGAGUACUAGAAUGUCGCUUUCUGGGCGUGGCUUAAACUCGCUUUAACCCCUCAAAAAAAUUUUGGAGGAACAUAAGUUCCUCCAGUUUUCGGCUUAAUUCCCUAAACAGCCUGCUUAGCAGGCGCGGUUCUCGUUCUUCUGACCAAAGGGAUCGCGGCCUCUGGGACAAGAACUGCCAGACCGGGCGAAAGAGAAAUUUUGGAGGCUAACCCCAUAUUUCUUAUGCAGCUACCACAAAAUCUAUACCCUAAAGGACCGCCCACCCCUUUCUUAAAGUCCCAACAACAGAUCGAACGGCAGAAAACUGAGCUGGGAGAAAUUAUAUAAAUUACCUCGCUUGUGAUAUUACAGCGCAUAACGAAUGCAGGAAUAAAGAAAUGACUAAAGUCGAUAACGGAAACGGCUUAGGAAUGAUAUUGUCAAAGAAUCAGUUCAUCAAUUAACAGGGGCACCCACCGACGGUUUCCUCCUAAAUGCAUUGAAAAUACUUUUUAGGCUAUCCAGAGUACUUCUAGAUCUCUAGCAGUGAAUUCUAAGCGGCGCUAUAAAAUUUACAUCUGUUCGGUCAUCCUAGGGGAACUUGAUUCUUAGUCUAAUAGUAAUAGUCUAACCUGGGGACUGAAAUGCGAAAAAUUGAACUUUAGAAAAUCAUAAGGAAUUUAUUUGAUAUGCUUCGAAAAUUGUACAUAAAUGGAACGGUCAUCUAGAAAUAUUUAGCCUUCCUCAAGCUAUAGAAAAUUGUAGGGAAUUUUUACUUCUCCAAACAUAUUUUACAGAAAACAGUCGUUGGGUGCUUCUGAAUAAAGUCUAUGGAUUGUAAUACGCUUAACCUGGUUUGACUUUAUUAAUACUAAACUGAUGAUUACGAACUGGUCUUUUUUGUUAGGUCAAGUCAUGGUUGGGGCUCUGAAUGUCAAAACAGCCAAGCCUCUUCCCCCAGAGUUGGAGAAAUUUGUAAGUGCCUCAGGAGAGCGUGGCUUCAUUAUCGUUUCCUUUGGAACCAACGUGGCUUCUCUUCCCAAAGCAGAGGUGGAUAUGCUCGCUGAAGCAUUUGGAAAGUUGAAACAAAGAGUUAUUUGGAAAGUCAGAGGUAAUCAUGGAAUGACGUCAUAUAUAUAGUUUGUAACUUUUUGUAAACUGGGGCUUAGUCAACGGGCAGGAUUUAAUAAUAAUAAUAAUAAUAAUAAUAAUAAUAAUAAUAAUAAUAGUAAUAAUAAUAAUGAUGAUGAUGAUGAUGAUGAUGAUUUGGAGGUAGCACAUCCACAAAGUAGUUCUUCGCCUACCUGAUUCCUGGUCGACUUGGAAUUUGGAAAUGUUGGUUUUUCAAGGGAGGUGAAAACCGGAAUAGCCGGACCAAAACCUAUCGGAGCAAAGGAGAGAACUAACAACAAACUCAACCAAAUGGCGAAUGGCGUCAACGCCGGGAUUUGAACUCGGGCCACAUUGGUGGGAGGCGCCAGUGCUCUCACUACUACGCCAUCCCUUGCUCUCCUCACGUGAGACUUCACGUGAUGAGGUGUAGAAUAUGGUAGAGAAAGUAAUGAUUUAAUAGGUGAUUGCAAGGUCAGUGCGCUGAAAGUCAUUACUGCAAGUCGGUACGUAGUACUAGACAAAUUGAGGGGCUAGCGUUCGACACGUCACGCUUUCAAGAGUUUCUUUGCAUCUCCUCUGCACCUUACAAACCUCAGCCCUAGUACACAACGAUAACGGUGUUUAGAAACUAACUCCUUCAACCUUGAUUUCCGAAUCAAAUCAGGAUGACUCUAUUCUUUUCCAGGUUACAUACCUUCUUCCCUGAGCCCAAACAUCAAAGCACUGGAGUGGUUACCUCAGAAUGAUCUUCUGGGUCACAAGAACAUUAAGGCGUUUGUGUCUCAUGUAGGGCACAAUAGUCUUUACGAGUCGGCGUAUCAUGGGGUUCCUGUGGUGGCGUUUCCUUUGUUUGGAGACCAGUACUCCAAUGCAAAGAAAAUAUCUCAUCUUGGUCUUGGUUUAUCUGUGCAUCACCGAACUACUAGCGUGCAGCAGGUGGUUGAAACGAUUGAAACUGUUGUUUCUGAACCACGGUAUUUUGUCGUUUUUCUUUUCUCCCAUUAAGUUUACCAAGAAUGUAAAGCCAAAGGAGCUUUUAUACAGGGCAGGGGCGGAUCUAGGGGGAGGGUGCAGGGGGUGCGCACCCCCCCUAAGAUGACCUGUGGCUUUCUAAUACAACUGGUAUUCUGUAAAAAAAAUGUGGUUUAUUGGUGUUGACGUAGAGUAUGAGACGAGUGCACCCCCUCCUAAAAAAAAUCCUGGAUCCGCCCCUGCAGGGGAACUUCACGUAAGAGCAUUUGAAAAAAAGGGGAUGCAAAGUAUAGCAACAAGUAGAAAAUUGAUAACAGGGUGUUUUCACUCAUGUGGUUAUUGUCUAUGCAAAUGUAUUGCGACAAAAGAAAGUGUUUACAUGAGAAAAAGAGUUCAACUUCCACAGGACUAGUUUGCAACUCCUACAUGGCCGCUCUCUUUUGGGAGACCAACAUAGAGAACGGGACGCCAUGUGACAUGGCUCUAUACUGUUGAUUAGCGUUGAUUUUAAUAUCCGUACUUUUCUUUUCAUCCUUUACGGGGUCAAAAAUUUGGCGCAAUAUUCCUUCUCUCGUCUUUUGUUCAUACCAGCAUUUCCCUUGCGUCCGCCGACCUUCGCUUUGUUCAUACCAAUCCAAGGAUUGUUUUUAAUCCUCGAUUAGUUCCACUACAUCUUUAGACUCUAAUUCGAGUGUUUCUCACUGGCUCCUGGGCUAGGAUUUGAAGUCGCCUGCACAAUGACGCGACUCAUUGCUCUUCUUGUUGUAGUUUUUGAACGGGCCUCACGUUUCUAGAUUAAAGUAACCUGAAUUUCAUUAAACAUUCGCCACAUAAGAAACGAGACAAAAACUGGGCCGAAUUAACUUUCGCAAAGACUUCUGGGACUGUUGUAGGGAACAGGGAAAAACAUUGACCAAUAGCUGACUGGCGCGUCCCCAGUAACGAUCCCAGAAGCAAUUGCGGGACGCAUUUUGGCUCCAGUUUCCCCCUCUCGUUUGAAUGUUAACAUACAAAUGAAUCCAUCUGUCUGUUUUGUCCUUUUAGAUUUAAAUCCAAUGCAAUGCACAUCUCCAGUCUGUUAAAAGAUCGCCGACGCGCUCCUCUUCAAGAAACUGCUGACUGGAUAGAGUAUGUACUCAGACAUGGUGGAGCUCGUCAUCUCAGGGCUCAAGUGUUUAACAUCCCUUGGUAUCAGUACUACCUACUUGACGUCAUAGCUUUCCUUGUUGCUAUGAUAACCUUGGCUGUCACGGUGAUAAGGUUGGCAUGUCACUGCAUACGUCGUUUGUGCUGUAAGAAGGACAGCGACAAAGCUAAGAAGGAAUGA
Molecule: messenger RNA, 6177 nt
Organism: Porites evermanni
Lineage: Eukaryota; Metazoa; Cnidaria; Anthozoa; Scleractinia; Poritidae
Source: the annotation of a GenBank genome assembly